AUGCCGACCACCCUGAAAGAGUUCGAGAGCGUCUUCCCGCAAUUGGUCGAGUAUCUGACCGAGCACUGCCGACACUACAACCUCCCUAAGAAUGCGCUUGACUGGUAUCGAAAGGCAACUGACCAUAUGCAGUCACUGUUUCACAACACCGUAGGCGGAAAAUGCAACCGCGGCAUGUCCGUCGUCGACACGUCCUCCCUCCUCCUCGGCCGCUCCCUCUCCAAGGACGAGUAUUUCCGGUCCGCAACCCUAGGCUGGAUGAUCGAGCUGCUACAAGCCUUCUUCCUCGUCUCAGACGACAUAAUGGACUCGUCCAAAACGCGCCGUGGCAGUCCCUGCUGGUAUCGCAUGCCCGAGGUAGGCAUGAUCGCCAUCAACGACGCCUUCAUGCUCGAGUCCUCCAUAUUCCUGCUGCUGAAGAAGUACUUUCGGCAAGAGAAGAGCUACGUCGACCUCAUGGAGCUCUUCCACGAAGUCACCUUCCAGACUGAGCUCGGACAGGCCUGCGAUCUGCUGACCGCGCCGGAGGACAAGGUGGACCUCGACAACUUCAGUCUGGAGAAAUACACAUUCAUCGUCAUCUUCAAGACUGCGUACUAUAGCUUCUAUCUGCCGGUAGCGCUGGCCUUACACUUCUGCGGUAUGGCCACUGAAAAGAAUUUGCAGCAGGCGAAGGACAUCUUGAUACCCAUGGGCGAGUACUUCCAGGUGCAAGACGACUACCUAGACAACUUUGCGGAUCCGGAGACGCUCGGAAAGAUCGGCACGGAUAUUCAGGACAACAAGUGCUCGUGGCUGGUGAACCAGGCGCUGAAGCGUGCAUCGGCGGAGCAGAGGAAGGUGCUGGACGAGAACUAUGGGCGGAAGGAUAAGGAGUGCGAAGCGAGGGUCAAGGUUGUUUUCAGUGACUUGAAGCUAGAUCAGGUGUACCGAGAGUACGAGGAGGAGCGCGUAGGCGAGAUCCGGAAAAUGAUCUCACAGGUCGACGAGACAGAGGGCUUGAAGAAAGAGGUGUUUGAGGAGUUUUUGAGGAAAAUAUACCAGCGCAGCAAAUAG
Molecule: messenger RNA, 1056 nt
Organism: Coniosporium apollinis CBS 100218
Lineage: Eukaryota; Fungi; Ascomycota; Dothideomycetes
Product: farnesyl pyrophosphate synthase
Exons: 2
Coding region: 1-1056 (351 amino acids)
Biological process (GO): trans, trans-farnesyl diphosphate biosynthetic process
Cellular component (GO): cytoplasm
Molecular function (GO): (2E,6E)-farnesyl diphosphate synthase activity; dimethylallyltranstransferase activity
Source: RefSeq, a predicted model, not a curated record